Bombyx mori (domestic silkworm) is the source of this 1253-nucleotide messenger RNA. RefSeq lists its product as uncharacterized. The transcript has 2 exons. Lineage: Eukaryota; Metazoa; Arthropoda; Insecta; Lepidoptera; Bombycidae. The record is from RefSeq and is a predicted model, not a curated record. Bases 377 to 910 code for a protein of 177 amino acids.
CCGGCGCAAUAAGUCUUAAUGUUAUUUGUUACAUAAUUCGAUAUUAUUAAAUAAUAAUUGUACGUAAAUAAUCAGCAGAAUAAUUAAGAUGAACAAUGUUUAAUAUUACCUACUCAGUUUGUAUUAAAAUAGGUCAAGAUGAUUGUAUAAAUACCGACGGUUAGCAUAUCUCUAUUUGCAUUCGUAUUCUACCCACCGUAACGUGUACUAAAGAGAAUAUACUAUUUCGUGUGGAUGUAAAUUGUCUCAAUUGUCGCCGCCACCCUGAGGAUCCGUUUAUACUUCAGAAGCGGGAUUAUGCCAGGCCCAUGCAUUGACGGAUUUGAGACCGCUGAGAAACACAGGCGAUAUAAAAUGCGACGUGUCACCCAAACCGAUGCGGAGGUUAUUCCAACGUUCCGGCCGGAUGAAAAAUCUAGCAACGUCAAGGGAUGGCUGCACAAGAUCGACCAGUUGGAUCACGUAUAUGGAUGGGACAACAAAGACUGCCAGUUCAUCAUGCAGAUAUGUCUUCGUGGGUCGGCUAGGGAUUGUGCGAUACACCACCGCAACUAUACUACACAUCCGCGAAUGGCUACCACAUGGAGAAGAGAAGGUGCUGUUGCUCCAGUUGCAAGAGGGACCGACUUUCAACCAAAGAAAUGUUACGCCUGCCGAAGAGAAGGUCAUGAAACAAAGAACUGCAAAGAGCCGCGCUGCGAGGUGUGCCAUCGCCCGGGACACACGUCGGUCAGCUGAUGGUAUGCGGCCAGCUCUUCACACCCAAAAGUGCCAUACACCAGCGACAAACCAGGCGCCAAUAGCAGCGCUGAUCGCCGUGGGACACGGCAUAUACAGGAUGGCCGAAUGUUAUCGAGCAACACUUCCGGCCUCACAUAAUAAAUUAUUUACGAACUUAGGAAAUAUAUAGAACUUAUUAUUCUUAUAAUAUAAUUAGUAAUUUCAUAAUCAAGUAAAUAGUUCAUUCAUAUUUCUUUAUACUUAUAAUAUUUUAUUGGCGCCUUCCGCUUGACAGCUUCCGGCGCAAUAAGUCUUAAUGUUAUUUGUUACAUAAUUCGAUAUUAUUAAAUAAUAAUUGUACGUAAAUAAUCAGCAGAAUAAUUAAGAUGAACAAUGUUUAAUAUUACCUACUCAGUUUGUAUUAAAAUAGGUCAAGAUGAUUGUAUAAAUACCGACGGUUAGCAUAUCUCUAUUUGCAUUCGUAUUCUACCCACCGUAACGUGUACUAAAGAGAAUAUACUAUUUCGUGUGGA